Xyrauchen texanus (razorback sucker) is the source of this 9717-nucleotide messenger RNA. RefSeq names its product piezo-type mechanosensitive ion channel component 2-like. Gene Ontology annotation, cellular component: plasma membrane. The transcript is spliced from 53 exons. Gene Ontology annotation, biological process: regulation of membrane potential; cellular response to mechanical stimulus; detection of mechanical stimulus. Lineage: Eukaryota; Metazoa; Chordata; Actinopteri; Cypriniformes; Catostomidae. The coding region runs from base 533 to 9001 and encodes 2822 amino acids. Gene Ontology annotation, molecular function: mechanosensitive monoatomic ion channel activity; monoatomic cation channel activity. The record is from RefSeq and is a predicted model, not a curated record.
CAGCUGGCGCUGUGUUAAAGUGUGAGUAAAACUGAUCCAAACCGGAGAAAAACCUCUCUGCUUUCUCCGUAUUCGCAACUGUUCCUAGAGUUUACGAAACACCAAGGAUUAGGAAAUGUCUUUCCACACAGUUUUGAGGAAUUUCGGCAAACUUGGGACGCGUGAAUUUGCAACUUGUUGAUGUUAUGUUGGGCGUCUGAAGCUGUUUACUUCUGCAGGUAGCAGCAUGAUCUCUCCUGUCACCAGGUAAGAAGAGAAACCUGGCAUGCAAACUCCUAUUUGGGAUGAAACUUUACCAGGACAUGUCAGAGAGGAUCUGAGGAACCUGUGCAACAGAUCAUUUGGAUUAGCUGGACUUUAAAAUUCUCCUUAUCAUGAGGAUUCAAGACUGAACUUUCCCCUUGAAAUAAAGCUGCAUAUGGCCGGAGAGGACCAUGUCCUGUGCUCACACUCUUGGGAAAGACUGGACUUGAAGUGAUCUGAAAGCAGAUUUCUGAAUUCACCAGUCUGAUCUCAGUUCUAGUGUGAUAUAAUGGCCUCGGAGGUGGUGUGCGGACUCAUAUUCAGAUUGCUUCUGCCAGUUUGUCUCGCUGCAGCAUGUUUGUUCCGGUACAACUGGCUAUCCUUUGUCUACCUCAUCUACCUCUUACUCAUCCCACUCUUUGCUGAGCCGACAAAGACAACAAUGCAAGGCCACACAGGGCGCUUGCUGAAAUCCCUGUGUUUCACCAGUAUGACCUUCCUGCUGCUGCAUAUCAUCUACCAAAUCACAAUCAACAGUCUGUUAGCAGGAGACAACACUGAGCCCAACAUCAACUGUUCAUCAUGGGAGAGAUCAAUUCAGAAGUUGGGCUUUGAAAGUGUCCGAGGUGCCGAUGCCGGCAAUGGCAUCCGAAUAUUCAUACCAGAUAUCGGCAUGUUUGUGGUGGGUCUGGUCACAUGGCUCCUGUGCCGCAGUCUGGAGAAGCCGCCAGUGAAGGACGUGUCACAGCACAACAGUGACUUUGAUGUGGACAACCAGGAAAAAGAGGAUGAAGAGAAGAAACUGGAGCUGGAGGAUGAGCUGCUCUUUGAAGACUUUGAGCUGGGUGAUGAAGACUGUGAACUUCCUGAAGAGGAGGAAGUGGACAUGGAGGAGGGAGAGCUUGAGGAGGGUGACGUUCAAGAAAGCACCAAAAUGAAGAUCCUUCGACAAAUAGCAGACAUGGCGUCCAAACUCAAAGAGAUCAUUGGCAAUCUGAUUACCACUGCAGGAAAAGUAGUCAUAACCAUAUUAUUAGGCCUCACAGGUAUAAUGUUGCCCUCUCUGACCUCCACUGUGUAUUUCUUCACCUUCCUUGGCCUGUGCACCUGGUGGUCUUUCUGUCGUACCUUCGACCCUCUCCUCUUCAGCUCUCUGUGCGUACUCAUGGCCAUCUUCAGUGCUGGUCAUAUCAUCAUGCUCUACCUCUACCAGUUCCAAUUCUUCCAGGAGGCUGUUCCACCAGGAGACAGUUAUGCCAGUCUGUUUGGCAUAUCUCCAGUGGUGCAGACUGACUGUUUACACACCUGGUUGUUCAAAGUGAAUCCUGAUCUGGAGUGGCACCACUUUGUCAAUCCCAUCAUGUUGUUGGUUCUGUAUUACACUCUGGCUACUCUCAUCCGCCUUUGGCUACAGGAAUCAGAGAACACGAUAAAAGAGAAAGAGGAAGAGCCCGAGGUAAAAGAGGAACCAGAAUCUCCUGAAAGCCAUUUUGCCGUUUACACAGCAGAAAAGAAAAGACAGCUGUGGAGAAUGGCACACUACUGCACAGAUGAGAAAAAUCUGCUCUCCACACAAGAUGGCUUCAGCAAGCCAGAGGUAUUGACUGUAACAUCCAAUGGAGCCUCACUGGACUUCCCAUCAGUUCCUCAUGAAAAUGGGCCAAAGUCUAUGGAGCUUUACUCAACCCCUCAUUAUAAAGCAGACCAGACAGGGACUGAUCCACAGAAAAUGGACGACAGCGUUUACAAGAUGGACUCUGUGUAUGUCGAGCUUUCCAAGGUUCCCCACUCAUUUGGAAAGGUUGUUCGUGUGAACUCUGUGGUGAAGACCUUCAGGUUUAUCAUGAAACAGAGCUACAUCUGCGCUCUCAUUGCAAUGAUGGCGUGGAGUAUUACAUACGUGAGUUGGCUGACCUUUGUCUUCCUCAUCUGGUCGUGCACACUAUGGAUGGUAAGGGACAGGAGGAAGUACUCAAUGAUCACCUCUCCAUUCAUGGUGUUCUAUGGGAACUUGCUCAUCAUCCUGCAAUACAUCUGGAGCUUUGAGUCACUGCAACCAGUGCCUGGACUCUUCCUGAAGAAAGACGUGCCCUUCCGGGAACUGGGCUCUAAAAUCCUGUGCCUCCUCAGUUUCUGGCUGUUGCUGAGACAGGCUUUGACAGAGAGAAGAGAGAGACAGACUGAUGAAACUCAUCUUUCUGAUGUCAAAGUGGAGAGACACACACACGAGGAGUUGGAUGGUGAGGCUGGGGGACACAGAGAGAUGAUGGACGUUCUAGCCAGUACAGUCAUGGUCAUGCUCAACAAAUACUGGAUCUACAUCUGUGGUGGCAUGUUCUUUUUCGUGAGCUUUGAGGGACGGAUCGUCAUGUACAAGAUAAUUUACAUGAUGAUGUUUCUUUUUUGUGUGGCACUUUAUCAGUUGCACUAUGAGAGGUGGCGGUGGAUGUUGAAGUAUUUCUGGAUGUCAGUGGUGGUGUACACCAUGCUGGUACUUAUUCUAGUCUACACCUUCCAGUUUGAGUCCUCCAUUCAGGUGUGGUCCAACAUGACUGGAAUGAGCAGAGAGAAGUUGGGAGAUCUUGGUCUGGAGAAGUUCUCAGUUCCUGCUCUGUUCACACGGAUCUUCAUUCCCACCUCUUUCCUGCUGGUCUGUAUCCUGCACCUGCACUACUUUCAUGAGUGCUUCCUACAGCUCACCGACAUCAAGACUGUAGCUGACAAACAAAAGAGCACUAUCUCCAGGCUAGUGCAUCUGGAUGGUAGUUUGGUUGAUAUCUCCAUGGUCAAACCCACAUUUAACUCAACCGUGAACGAGGAGGAGGUGGAGGAGAGAGCAGACCUAGAGGCAGGGGAGGAGGAUAUGAAACAAAGGGAGAAGAAGAUGUCUGAAUUUGAGCCUCACUUCAUUUCUGAAAGCUACAUCAGCCAGAUGGCACCAGAACCAGUGCCAGACCAGGGAUCAGAGCUGAAGAAUAAAUGGCACCUGGUGGUGGAGCGUCUGACAGUGCUAUUCCUGAAGUUACUUGAGUAUGUACAGAAGCUGCAACUCUUCAUCUGGUGGCUGCUGGAGCUUCACAUUAUCAAAAUCGUCUCAUCCUACAUCAUCUGGGUCUCAGUCAAAGAGGUGUCUCUGUUUAAUUACGUGUUCCUGGUGAGCUGGGCCUUUGCUCUGCCAUUCAGUCAGUUUAGACCACUUGCAUCCAGUGUAUGCACUGUCUGGACCUGUGUUAUCAUCGUCUGCAAAAUGCUCUACCAGCUCACCUCCAUUAACCCCACCACAUACUCCAAAACCUGCACUAUGCCUGAUAACUACACAGAUGCUCAGAGGUUGGAGAUGGACAAGUCUCUUCUCUACAGUGGCCCGGUAGACCCAGCUAACUGGAUCGGUCUCCGGAAGUUCUCUCCUUUACUGGAGAAUCUGAGGAAUAACUUGUUGAUGCUGGCCCUCUUGGCAUUUGAAGUGACAAUUUACCGUCACCAGGAUUUGUGCCGUAUGAAAAACAACCUAACUCCUCCAGUUACAAGAACGAUUUUUCACAAUAUCACACGGCAGCAUCUGGACGAUGGCAUCUUCAACUGUGCCAAAUAUUUCAUCAACUACUUCUUCUACAAGUUUGGCCUUGAGAUGUGUUUUCUGUUAGUGGUGAAUGUGAUUGGCCAGAGGAUGGAUUUCUAUGCCAUGCUGCAUGCAUUCGGAUUGAUUGUGGUGAUGUAUCAGCGCAGGAGAAAAGCCAUUGCCCAGAUCUGGCCCAAAUACUGCUGUUUCCUGGCCUUCAUGCUUGCCUUCCAGUACCUGAUGUGCAUUGGCAUCCCACCUGCAGCCUGUGCAGACUAUCUAUGGAGGCACCCCUCAUCCAGCAUGGAUUCCAAUGUCAUCAAGUGGCUCUACUUUCCCGACUUCCACACCAAACCCAACCCACUCUUUCUCCUGUAUGACUUCAUGUUGUUGCUGUGUGCAUCGCUGCAGAGGCGUGUGUUUGAAGAGGAGAGUGUGGCAGCUGUACAGCUGUUGGCAGGUGAUAACACAGAGAUCUGUAGAGAUCUGGACGCUGCCUCCUUCAGCCAGCACAACCCUGUUCCUGACUUUAUCCACUGCAGGUCAUAUCUGGAUAUGUUGAAGGUGAUCGUGUUCAGCUAUCUUUUCUGGUUUGUCCUCACUAUCAUCUUCAUCACGGGUACAACACGCAUAAGCAUCUUCUGUAUGGGCUACCUGGUCGCCUGUUUCUACUUCCUGCUUUUUGGGGGCGAGCUGCUACUAAAGCCAAUCAAAAGCAUCCUCCACUUCUGGGACUUCCUGAUAGCAUACAACAUUUUUGUAAUCACCAUGAAAAACAUCCUCUCAAUAGCUGCUUGUGGAUAUAUAAAAGCAUUGGUGGUCAAUCACUGCUGGCUGAUCCAGUUGUUCAGUCUGGCUUGCACUAUUAAGGGAUAUUCAAAACCGGAGCAGCAAGCGAAUAAACAGUGUGAGCUGCCGAGUGAUGAGGCGGGUAUAAUUUGGGACAGCAUUUGUUUCGCUUCUCUCCUGCUGCAAAGACGAGUGUUCAUGAGCUACUACUUCCUGCAUGUUGUAGCAGACAUCCGCUCUUCACAGGUCCUUGCCUCCAGAGGAGCUGAGUUGUUCCAGGCGACCAUUGUGAAGGUGGUUAAAGCCAGAAUAGAGGAGGAGAAGAAGUCCAUGGACCUACUGAAGAGACAGAUGGACCGCAUUAAAAGCAGACAGCAGAAGUUUAAGAGAGGUAAAGAGAGGAUGUUGUCUUUGGCUCAGGAAAGUGGGGAAAGCCAAUCAGUGGUUAAGGAGAAAGAGGAUGAUGAUGAAGAGGAGGUCAGCAAAGAGAAGAAAAAAAGCAAAAGGAAGCAGUGGUGGAAGCCUUGGGUUGAUCAUGCAUCCAUGGUCCGAAGUGGCAGUUAUUACUUAUUUGAGACGGACAGUGAGGAAGAGGAGGAAGAUGAUGACAAAAAGGAUGAUGAACCUCCCAAGAAAUCAGCAUUCCAGUUUGUGUACCAUGCCUGGAUAACUGACUCUAAAACAGCCAUGAAAGAGCGGAGUAAGGAAAGACGUCACUUCUGGCAAAGAUACACAGAGGGUCGCACGAGCAGCAAGGACCCGAAGGAAGUACACAUUUCCAUCGAGGAUGAAAACCAGGAGGAGGUUGUUCAGGAGGAGGACAUGUCUGAUGGUCCAGAUAACAUCCUGAAAAGAGUGUUUAACAUAGUGAAGUUCUCAUGGGUGCUCUUCCUGGCCCUGGUGGACAGUUUCACCGGCUGGCUCAACUCUAUCUGCCAAGAACACAUUGAUAUCUCCACUGUCCUACGUACUGAACGCUGCAUGCUCACUCGUGAGGUCAAAAAGGGGAACAUUCCAUCACGAGAGAGCAUCCACAUGUACUACCAGAGGCAAAUGUGCAAGCCAACAUCCACUGAAUCCAGUCUGGACAGAACUGAAGAUGUGUAUUCAGACUUUAGUCUUCAACAGAGUGAUCUUCCUCAGGAAUGUUAUGGGAUGGAUUACGUAGAGUCUGAUUUCUCUAGAGACAAUUUGUCCAGUGCAUGUACAGAGUCCACUAUGCUAUAUAAUGGGUCAACCCUUGAGCAGCCUGAGGCAACCGACUGUGUACUCAAAACAAGCCAGCGAGUCCGACCUAAACUGUGCCGACUACCUAGUGUAGAUCUACAGUCCUCAUCUGCAGACAGUGCAACCACUGCCACCUCAAGUGAGCACACCCAGCACACUGAGCUCUACUCCCGCCAGGGCACCAAUGACACCAUCGAGGCAGGUGUGAGUGAACAGGAACAAAGAGACCGCCCUGACAAACUCUGGACCACCACUUCAGAUCUACCAGCACCCUCAGCAGACUACCACUGUACUAGCGAGGGCCAGAUGCCUCAGGGAGCCACAGCCAGUGCAGACUGGGACAGAAUACUUGCUGUCGAGCAGGUGGGGUGGUCUCAGGGUGGAGGUGGUGCAGAUAUUCCCCCAUCAUACAGUAAAGCCACAGGGCUGGAUUCAGCAUGUGAAGUGACAGGUCACACUGCAGAGAGGAGAUUAAGGAUCGCCACACCUGAUGAGAGGUCAGGCUAUCAUACCUCUGGAACUCUGCCGUCAAUGAGCCAGCAACUGACAGCCAGUGAGCUGCUGCGGAGCAGGAUGUUCUAUGACGAGGAGCUUGAGGAAUCAGAACAUUUCUACAGGUCUCAACCGCAGUUCCUACAGCUCUGCUAUGCUCUCUAUAAUAUGUUGGUGGCUCAUUCUGAGAUGGUGUGCUAUUUGGUCAUCAUCCUCAAUCACAUGAUCUCAGCGUCUAUGGCCACGCUGGUGCUGCCCAUCCUUAUAUUCCUCUGGGCCAUGCUCUCUGUGCCUCGACCCAGCAAACGCUUCUGGAUGACUGCCAUUGUCUAUACCGAGGUCACUAUUGUGAUAAAAUACUUCUUCCAGUUUGGCUUCUUCCCAUUUAACCAGAACAUUGAGCUGGAUAAAUCAAAACCGUUCCACCCACCCAAUAUAAUCGGUGUGGAGAAGAAAGAGGGUUACGUCCAUUAUGAUCUGGUUCAGCUCCUCGCUCUAUUCUUCCAUCGAUCCAUUCUGAAGUGUCACGGUCUGUGGGAUGAAGACCAGCCUAGGUCAGGUGUUAAAACUGCCAGCUCUGCCCACAUUGAUUCAGACAGUGAAGAGAAAGCACAUCCCCGCUCCGAAAAAAGUCCAGUUGUCCAUGAUGCAUCACCUGUGUCUCCACACGUACGGCUGCCCAGGAAACACAUUGACACAAACUCUGCUGUCAGACGCCACAGCUCCAGUGCAGGAUCCAACAUCUCUCAAUGCUCUGGUCGCUCUAAAGCAGGCAGUACGGGCACCAGGGCAAGUGUGCGUCGUGGUGGCAGCUUACUGAGUGUUCAACAGAAAAGUCGCAAGGAACUCAUUUUGGAAAAGUUGAGAGAACAGCUCAUCAAAGCAAAGCGAUAUGCUGUUAAAACGAUUCUAGAGAUCUAUAUUCCGAUUCGCCAGUUCUUCUACAACCUGAUCCAUCCAGAGUACAGUGCUGUGACUGACGUUUAUGUGCUCAUGUUUUUGGCCGACACUGUCGACUUCAUCAUCAUUGUCUUCGGAUUCUGGGCCUUCGGGAAAUACUCUGCUGCUGCUGAUAUCACUUCCUCCCUGUCAGAAGACCAGGUACCUGAGGCAUUUCUGGUGAUGGUAUUGAUCCAGUUUGGUACCAUGGUAGUAGACCGUGCUCUCUACCUGAGGAAAACCGUUAUGGGAAAAGUCAUCUUUCAGGUUAUCCUAGUCUUCGGCAUUCACUUUUGGAUGUUCUUCAUUCUGCCUGGAGUUACUGAGAGGCGUUUCAGUCAGAACACUGUUGCCCAGCUCUGGUAUUUUGUAAAGUGCAUCUACUUCGGCCUGUCAGCCUAUCAGAUCCGCUGUGGCUACCCCACCCGUGUGCUGGGCAACUUCCUGACCAAGAGCUAUAAUUACGUUAAUCUCUUCCUCUUCCAAGGAUUCCGGUUGGUUCCGUUCCUGACGGAGCUGCGAGCAGUGAUGGACUGGGUGUGGACAGACACGACUCUCAGUCUGUCCAGCUGGAUCUGUGUGGAGGACAUCUAUGCUCACAUCUUCGUGCUCAAGUGUUGGAGGGAGUCUGAGAAAAGGUAUCCUCAGCCGCGAGGGCAGAAGAAGAAGAAGGUUGUGAAGUAUGGAAUGGGUGGUAUGAUCGUGAUGCUUCUCAUCUGUAUCGUCUGGUUUCCUCUGCUCUUCAUGUCUCUGGUCAAAUCAGUGGCUGGUGUCGUCAACAAACCCCUGGACGUGUCAGUCACCAUAACACUGGGUGGCUUUCAGCCCAUCUUCACUAUGAGUGCACAGCAGAAUCAACUGAAAGACAUCACUGAAGCAGAUUUCCUGGCGUUUAUGAAUUCUUACAAUUACAUCCCUAGUGCAAUGCAAUUUCUGGAGGCAUACACUGCAGAGGAUGUGACCGUGGCAGAGCUGGAAGGAAGUUCAAACUCUCUGUGGACUAUCAGCCCUCCCAGCAGGAAGAAUCUAAUGGACGUCCUGAGCAAAGAGGACCAGUUUCCUGUUACUAUGUCCUGGAGCAUCCAAAGGAAUCUGAAUCUGGGAGCAAAGGCUGAAUUUGCAACUGACAAACAUGUCACAUAUCUGGAUAUUAAUACUAGACAAGAGCUAAUAGCGUUGCUCAAUGGAACCAGAAAUAAAGCUGUGGUAAUAGAGAAAGUAUUUCCCUGCUUCAUUCGGGCACCAAGUGACUCAAAUGCCAAACCAAUAGAUCAGCUUUAUAGAGUGGAUGGCUAUAAGAGCAUUCUGCUGGACUUGGAGAGGUCUCAUAACAGAAGUGUGGAGAUCCAGGAGUGGUGGAUUGUGGACCAGCCAUCGGCAGGGAAGAUUCAGAUGAGAUCAGUGGCAAAGUUAGAGAAGAAGAAAGAAGCCGGUCUGCAGCUUUACGUCUUUAGUGAUAAAGUCAGUCCUCCCAGUCUGAGCUUUCUAGCAGGUUACGGUAUAAUGGGCCUGUAUGCAUCUGUGGUUUUGGUAAUUGGAAAAUUUGUCCGUGAGUUCUUCAGCGGCAUCUCUCACUCAAUCAUGUUCGAAGAGCUUCCUUGCGUGGACCGCAUCCUCAAACUCUGCACCGACAUCUUCCUCGUGCGGGAGACAGGCGAGCUGGAGCUUGAAGAAGACCUGUAUGCCAAACUGAUCUUCCUUUACCGUUCUCCAGAGACCAUGAUCAAAUGGACAAGGGAAAAGACCAAAUGAGCCUCUUGAGAUGGUUGGAAAUCCAGGAAAAGUGAUCCAUUGGAAGGAUGCUCCUCAAGCAGUGCUUCCAGGAGGGAGUGUCUAUGAAAUUAGUGCUCUUUCAAGACUGUGACAACCUCCUUGCAAGAGGAUCUACUGCCUACUACAAUGUGACCUACAGGAGAACUAGCUGUUGUACAAUACCAAAGUAUCCUGUUUUUACCUGAAUCUGAGGUUGUUUAGAUUUUGAGAAGCUGCCAGGAAGAUGCAACUGAUGUUGGGAGGCUCAAAUGGGAGAUUGGUUAAUCAUGCAUUGUGCAAUAUACUGUCCUGGUAGCUGGCUGUAAACUUGAACAAAGGCAGUGACUGAAAAACACUAGCCACUUUUUCUUUAGAGAAAACUGGACCCAGUGCUUGGGUUCUCCAAGACUAUAUAACAUUAAAAAUUGAAUUAUGAUCUAAUCUAGAAUGACUUUUAGCUGAGGUCUAAUGAGUUAUCAGGAAAAGACUAUACUCCUAUCAGGACGUUUGAAGUUACCUCUCGCACACGAGUAAGAGAGCAGCUCAACAGAGCAAAUCUUUACUGUUAAGUCAAUGCUCUGUGUUGAGGGCUAUGUGGUGUAAUUGUGGAUCAACAUCAUGAGCAUAAAGCACAUUUUGGAAAUCUGCUGUCUUUCAUUAUUGUGUGUAUCAUUACAUUGAACUAUACAUUAAUGGUUUUUAAAAGGAAUUUCCAG